Messenger RNA from Linum tenue, 3479 nucleotides. NCBI's taxonomy places the organism in Eukaryota, Viridiplantae, Streptophyta, Magnoliopsida, Malpighiales, Linaceae. The record is from the annotation of a GenBank genome assembly.
AAGUAUAAAUAUUUGGACUGAAAUUGCAUACCAAAAAUUUUUAUUAAUGAAAAAAAAUAGCACCCACAAUUAAUAUUACCGCCAAAGAGAUAAGAGCAUGAUAAAUUCCCAUUUGAAGGGAAAAUCAAAAUCCCUUGCGAUCACUUCAACCUUCCGUCUUGCCGCCACUUCAGUCAGCGGGAACCAUACCAUGGUGCAAUUCCACGAGCAUGUAAUCAGCGAGCUCCUCGACGAACCUUCCGGCGGGAUAGGUAUCUUAUCCUCCGUCCUCUCCUUCUCCCAACUCAUCUGUUCCCUUCUCCUCCUCCACGAGCCUUCCCAGGGCUCUCUCCUAAUCCUCUCCCCUUCCUCCCAAUCCCUAAGGUCCCAAAUCUCCCACCACCUACAAUCCUCCGAUGAAAGCCCUGAAGUCGCCGAGAUCACCGCCGAACUCCCCGCGCACCACCGCCUCCCCCUCUACUCCUCCGGCCAAACAUGCUUCAUCACCACCAGAAUCCUCAUCGUCGACCUCCUCACAAGAAAGAUCCCGGUCACCUCCCUCGCCGGCUUGAUCCUUCCCAACGCCCACUCUCUCUCCGAGACCUCCACGGAGGCGUUCAUCGUCCGGAUAGUGAAAUCCCUUAGCCGGUCAGUGUACGUUCGCGCAUUCACCGACAAGCCGCACGCCAUGGUGUCCGGUUUCGCAAAGACGGAGAGGAUUAUGAAGGUGCUCUACAUACGGAAGCUCCACCUGUGGCCGAGGUUUCAGGUCUACGUUUCCGAGGAGCUGGAGAGAAGUCCGCCGGAGGUGGUGGAUGUUAGGGUUCCGAUGAGCAAAUAUAUGGUUGGGAUACAAAAGUUGAUUGUUGAAGUUAUGGAUGCUUGUUUGAAGGAGAUGAGGAAGACGAAUAAGGUGGAUGUGGAGGAUUUGACUGUGGAGAAUGGACUGUUCAAGUCGUUUGACGAGAUUGUGAGGAGGCAACUUGAUCCCAUUUGGCAUACUUUAGGGAAGAAGACAAAUCAGCUUGUUUCUGACUUGAAGACAUUGAGGAAGUUGCUCGAUUAUCUUGUCAGUAUUUGGAUACGCUUAGGGUGUCAGAGAUUUUUCGCUCUGUCUGGAUAUUUGCAAAGUCGAGCUAUAAGAUAUUUGAUUAUGCAAAGAAAUGACACUUCGUCUGUAAGUGAGGGAGUUGUACUUGAGGAAGUUUUGGCGGAAGCACCUAAGUGGAAGGUGCUACGUGUGAGUGAGUGAGCUCCAUUUCUAGGUUGUUUAAUAUUUCCUUUGUGGUUGAAGUUUUGUUGAAGACUUGAAUCAUCAGUGUCUGCAGUAUGAAUCAUCAGAUAGAUGUCUACACUUUUGCGUCUGAAGAUUUUAGAUUUAAUACUUUUUCGCACAGGAGAUACUUGAAGAGAUAGAGUAAGAAAGAACAAAGCAACAAUUGGAUGAAGAUGCACUUGAAAGCGAUGAAUUGGAUAGUGGCAUUGUUCUAGUGGAUUGCAAAGAUGAACGCCAUGAACGCCAUGUAUGUAGGUCGAAGAUUGCUUAGCAAAUGGGUCUCUAAAUGUAAUGUGAGAAGAGUGGCACAAUUAUUUGUUGAGCAAAAUGGACUUGCAUAGCUUCCAAGCUCCACAGGAAAAGAAACCAAAGCCUAAGGAACCGAGAGGAAUUGGACUUGUUGAAGGAGUAGUCCCUGUAAAACCUUCCCAGAGCGCAGAAACUGCAAGCAGCAUAAACAAGCAGGAGCAUGAGGCUCUGUUGGCAGCAACACUAUAGAUAAGAAAUUAAGUGCCUAUUACGGACGAGAUACCACUUUAGGUUGAAAGUAAUCAGAAAAGGAAGGUAAAAGCACCAGCAAAUUGUCAGGCAUCAGGCAGUAAGAUCGAUGAGCCUGAAACUUUGCUGGUAAACGAAACUAAUAGCGAAAUUCUGGGAGGGAAGUUGAGGGGGGCUUCUAUGCCAGGGGCUCUUAGGAAUCAUAAUGGGGACCAUAAUGACCCUGAAGGAUUAGAAGAGGGUGCCAAGAAAAUUCCACCUUUGUAUUUCUAUGCUCUGGAAAGGGAUGAGCCUAUACUUGACAUGCUGAAGCCUUCUGUUAUUAUUGUCUACCAUCCGGACAUGACAUUCGUACGGGAGAUUCAAGUAUUCAAAGCUGAAAAUCUGUCAAAAAAGGUGAAGGUUUAUUUUAUUUUCUAUGAAGCAUCAAUUGAGUUACAUAAAUUUGAGGACAAUAUACGCAUAGAGAAUGGAGCUUUUGAAUCUCUGAUCAGGCAGAAAUCCAUGAUGAUGAUUCCUGUUGAUCAGAAUCUAAAUUGUCUGGGUCUAAAUUCUUCGGAUGAGCUAGAGGCCUCGAGUUCUCAGAACUCUAUAACUAGAAAAGCUGGUGGAGGAAAGAUGUCGAUAAGGAAAUGCAGGUCAUAGUGGACAUGAGGGAGUUCAUGAGUAGCCUGCCAAAUGUUCUCACCAGAAAGGAAUGCAGAUAAUACCAGUUACCUUGGAAGUAGGAGACUACAUUCUAUCCCCACUAAUCUGCGUGGAAAGGAAAAGUAUCUUUGAUUUUUUCAUGAGUUUCACAUCGGGCCGCCUCUACAACCAAGUAGAUAUAAUGGUACGUUACUUCUCAUAGAGUUUUCACAGGACAAGAGCUUAUAUUUUCAGUUUGUGACUGAUAUUGGGGAUGAUGUCACGCCCAACAACAUGAUCUCCAAGCUGUUAUUGCUCGCUUUGCAUUUCCCCCCGGUUACGAAUCAUAUGGCCCCGAAGCUUGCAUGCUACUGCAGAAAUAUUUGCUACCCUGAAGGUAAAUCAGGAUGAGCCCGAGCUAGACAAGGUAGUUAGAGUUUGCGUCCCUUCAGAGGAGGGUAUUGUUGAAAGCGAUGUGAGAGAUGAGAACUACAACACAUCGGCUGUUGAAUUCCUGAGGCGGCUUCCAGGAGUGAACGACUCGUACUAUCGGUUAAUCAUGGACCGUUGUAAAAGCUUAGCAGAGCUGGCUCUUCUUCCUGCAGAGAAGUUAGCUGAGCUAGUGGGUGGCUAGAAAGCUGCUCGAUCGCUCAGAGAUUUCCUCGACGCCAAGUAUCCUACCUUGUUAUAGCCCCGCAUAUGAUGGAUCAGGCACUCCUUUACUGCUGGAGCAUUUGCUUGUUCGCAAUGCGACUUUGAAUUUUCAAUUUUUCUUGUAUUAAAAUUGUUCCAAUUCGCAUGGAGGUUGUUCAUACUUCAUUGUUUCCAUUUUUUUAUCAGUUUUCCCUCCAGAAAUUCUCACAAUGAAUCGCUCAUUAUGGGGCCACCCGUUUUUUCGUUUCUUUUUUUUUUGUAAAUAUGAGUUAGUCUAAACGAACCUGACUGAUUAACAGUAUCAACAAUCAAAAACACAUUGGCGAGGAUAGUUUAGAUGGGAGAGCGUCAUAUUGAAGAUAGCAAGUUUGAUCGGCAAUCCACAUUCACUGUAUUUUUUCUUUCAUGUACAAAUUCUGUUUGUAGAGGCGUUUUUUAUUUACAC